This is a messenger RNA of Candidozyma duobushaemuli, 1503 nucleotides long. RefSeq names its product Uga2p (gene UGA2). The transcript has a single exon. Gene Ontology annotation, biological process: GABA catabolic process. The coding region runs from base 1 to 1503 and encodes 500 amino acids. The record is from RefSeq and is a predicted model, not a curated record. NCBI's taxonomy places the organism in Eukaryota, Fungi, Ascomycota, Pichiomycetes, Serinales, Metschnikowiaceae. Gene Ontology annotation, molecular function: succinate-semialdehyde dehydrogenase (NAD+) activity.
AUGGCCCUGAUCAGACGCUUUUCCUCCAUGAUCCAGAACACUUUGAAAAACAAAACCUUGUUCCGCACCCAAGGCUACAUCAAUGGCCAGUGGGUGCUGCUGGACUCGACCAUUGACGUGUACGACCCGGGUUUGGUUCCUAAGCCUGAGGCCAAGAUCGCACAGGUGAGCUCUUUUGCAACCAGCGAUUACGAAAAAGCCAUUGAGGCCGCCCAUGAGUCGUUCAAGUCUUUCAGAAAGACCAGCGGCAGAGAGAGGGCUGGCUUGCUUGCGAAAAUGCACAAGUUGAUGAUGGACAACCAGGACGACUUGGCUAAGCUUAUCGUGGUGGAAAACGGCAAGCCAUACGCUGAUGCCUUUGGCGAGGUUGCCUACGCUGCUUCUUUUUUCCAAUGGUUCAGUGAAGAGGCUGCUCACGUCACGGGCGACAUUAUCCCGCUGGCCAACGCUUCCAACAGAAUCUUGUCUAUCCGUCAGCCUAUCGGUGUGUGCGGCAUCAUCACUCCAUGGAACUUCCCAGCCGCCAUGAUCACCAGAAAAUUGGCUGCUGCCGCUUGCGUGGGCUGUACUACCGUGAUCAAGCCUGCUUCUGAAACACCAUUGACCGCUUUGGCGUUGGCCCACUUGCUGGAGGAAGCUGGCUUCCCUAAAGGUGUGGUCAAUGUGCUCACCUCCAAAAGCUCUUCUGCUGCUGGAAAGGCCAUUUGCGAGCACCCAUUGGUGAAGAAGGUCACGUUCACGGGAUCUACCGGUGUUGGUAAGGUGUUGAUGCAGCAGGCAGCCUCCACCUUGAAGAAGUGCUCGUUUGAGUUGGGCGGAAACGCUCCAUUUAUUGUGUUUGACGAUGUCGAUCUCGACAAGGCCAUUCAGGGCGUUCUUGCCUCCAAGUUUAGAAGCUCCGGUCAGACGUGUAUCUGCGCCAACCGUAUCUUUGUUCACGAGAAUAUCUACGAUGAGUUUGCCAAGCGUCUUGUUGCCAAGUUGAAGGAGGUUGUCACUUUGGGCUACGGUUUGGACAAGGGCGUCACCCACGGUCCCGUCAUCAACCCUAAGUCCUUGGAAAAGGUACAGGAGCACAUUAAGAACGCCACCGACCAUGGUGCUAAGCUUUUGCACGGUGGUGAAGUCAGACCUGACCUUGGUGAGUACUACCACGAGCUCACAGUCUUGGGCGAUGUCACCAAGGAAAUGGAGAUUUUCAACGACGAGACCUUCGGUCCUGUUUGUCCCUUGAUUAAGUUCAAGACCGACGAAGAGGUGCUCGAAUUGGCAAACGACACUGAGGUUGGUUUGUCUGGAUACUUCUACACCAACGACGUGAGCCGUGUGUUCAGAAUCGGUGAGGGUUUGGAGGUUGGCAUGAUCGGUGUCAACACUGGUGCCAUCUCAGAAGCUGCUCUUCCUUUCGGUGGUAUCAAGGAGUCUGGUUUCGGCAGAGAAGGCUCCAAGUACGGUAUUGAGGAUUACACCAUCGUGAAGUCGAUGGUUGUCGGAGGUAUUUAG